AUGCAGAAAUCGCGAAUCUCAGCCUUGACGACGCAGCAGUUUAUCGUAGCAGCAGCAGUAGAAGCAGCAGCGGCAGCAUUCGACGAUGACGGCGUCGAGAAUCUCUCUAAUUGGCUCUCGCGCGUCGUUCGCGAGGCGACGACAGAGCAGCAGCAGCUCGACGCCAUCGCGUCGUGCCUCUUCGUCGCGAACGCCAUGUGCGACUGGCCCGACUCGGACGCGCACAGGCCCAAAGAGAAGUUGGGCUUCGACAUCUUCUGCAAGAUGCCGCCCGUCAAGAAGCUGCUCGCUGCGGAGCGGGCACGCAGGCGCACGGGCGUGCAGCACGCACACGGGAGGGAGGAAGAAAGCAAUGAGUGCGACGCAGGCACCUUCUUUCUGUUAGACGACAGCAGCAGCACGCGAGGCCCCAACACGCCCUGGAACAGCUUCAGCGGGCGCACAAGCUACCCACCAAGGCCCGUCAAAGUCGCUGUGCCGCCCGCCUUCAAGGCACUGCUGCCUGCCAACAGAUGGGACCGGGACGGUCGCCUGCGCACAUCGCUGGGCACGUGCCAUGCUGGACUCAAGCAGCCCGGGCACUCGCCACGCAAGGUUCGCCACUGGCUUCGCACCUCGCAUUCUUCUCUCGUCUCGGUGUCUCCUGACGCUGCUGCUUCUGUCAAUUUCCUCUGCCAGAUCCCUUGUAAACCAGCCACCUUAUUUUCCAUUUCUGCCAUCCGUCACCCGGCCUGCCAGCCACCCUCUCUGAGCGCGUGGAAGUACUACCUCGCCGAGCCCCUCCCACUCUGCCACCGCUCGUGGCGCACGUCACCAGCCGCCAUCGUGUCGGAGCCACAGCCGCCCUCACCUUCAGCGGCACAGAGCGGGGCGGCGCCGCCAGGGCCGUCGUCGUCAUCCCCCCGCUCGUCACCAGGAGACACGGCCUCACAGCCACGCGAUUGCCACUUGCAACCGCUUGUUCUCAUCCACAUCGGCUAUGAGAAGCUGUCGCCAUCCCGCCGCCCCCCUGCUGCCCUUGCCACUGCCUCCGAUCAUCCCGCUCCCGCUCCCGCUGCAACCCCUCCCGCCGGUCCUGCUGUCGUUGCAUCUGGUCCAUCUGCUGGCCAAAGAGUGCGAGGAGAGGGGGUGGUGGGGGCGGAGACGACUCGGGAGGGUCAGUCGAAUGAGAAUGCGCAUGGAUCGGCGAACGAAGGCAGGCGACGUCUGCCGGAGGCGGAUCUGAAUACCCUGUUGCAGGAGUUGGGUGUUGGCCGCAUGAGUCGGCUGCAUCACAUAUUCGACGGGAAUGGAUGGACGCUUAUCCAUUCCGCUGCGCGCCAAGGGAAUACACCUGUGCUGGAGGCGCUAGUGGGGGUGGGCAUGUCGAUUGGAGAGCUGGGCAAAGAUACCCUCACGACGCCAAUGCACCUGGCAGCAUUGGGGGGACAUGUGGAGAGCAUGCAGUUGCUGCGAAGUCAUGGUGCCGACAUCCCAUGCAUCGCAUCUAAUAAUCCCGCACUUCCCUUUAUUGUUGUCCCCACCGCCUCCCUCCACUCUCUUCCCUGCUUCCUCGCCUACUGUCUCCCUCCACUCUCCUCCCUGCUUCCUCGCCUACUGUCUCUCUCCACUCUCCUCCCUGCUUCCUCGCCUACUGUCUCCCUCCACUCUCCUCCCUGCUUCCUCGCCUACUGUCUCUCUCCACUCUCCUCCCUGCUUCCUCGCCUACUGUCUCUCUCCACUCUCCUCCCUGCUUCCUCGCCUACUGUCUCUCUCCACUCUCCUCCCUGCUUCCUUGCCUACUGUCUCCCUCCACUCUCCUCCCUGCUUCCUCGCCUACUGUCUCCCUCCACUCUCCUCCCUGCUUCCUCGCCUUCAGGGACUCCGUUACACCAUGCAGCGAAAGAGCAGCAGUGGGAUGCGGUGAGGUGGCUGGCGCAGCAGGGAAUAAAGCCUGAAGAGGUGGAAAGGCCGGGGGCCAACCCCAAGGCGGACAAGCUGCCUGCUCACCUCAUGGCCCAAGCAGUGCAGAUAGUGCGGGAGGUGUAUGAGUUGGAGGUUUUGUUGACGGAGUGUAUUGUGGAGAAUGGUAACAGCAUGGGAGGGCAUGCCACGGCCGCUGGCAGUUAG
This is a messenger RNA of Closterium sp. Naga37s-1, 2109 nucleotides long. The record is from the annotation of a GenBank genome assembly. NCBI's taxonomy places the organism in Eukaryota, Viridiplantae, Streptophyta, Zygnematophyceae, Desmidiales, Closteriaceae.